Molecule: messenger RNA, 2288 nt
Organism: Ochotona curzoniae (black-lipped pika)
Lineage: Eukaryota; Metazoa; Chordata; Mammalia; Lagomorpha; Ochotonidae
Gene: RETREG1
Product: reticulophagy regulator 1
Exons: 9
Coding region: 28-1512 (494 amino acids)
Biological process (GO): reticulophagy; negative regulation of neuron apoptotic process
Cellular component (GO): endoplasmic reticulum membrane
Source: RefSeq, a predicted model, not a curated record
CGUCGGCGCCGGGAAGCGCCGCUGAAGAUGGCGAGCUCCGCGCCCGCGGAGCACGCUGAGGAGGGAUGCCCGGUGCUGGCUGCGGAGGAACAGGCGCGGCCGCCGCCCCAAGGUCCCCCGAAGGAGGAGGAGGAGGCAGCGCAGGAGGCGACCGCGGCGGUGGCACCCGGCGCGCGGCCGCAGGUGGAGGAGGCCGCAGGCUGGGUGGUGGAUGCCGUGACCUGGCUGUUCGGGGAGCCCGGGCUGUGGCUGGGCAGCCGCGCCAGCGAGCUCCUGAGCUGGAAGAGGCCGCUGUGCAGCCUGCUCGCCUUCGUCGGGGCCAACUUGCUGUUUUGGUUCCUUGCGCUGACUCCAUGGAGAGUUUACCACCUGAUUUCUGUCAUGAUACUGGGCCGUGUUAUUAUGCAGAUAAUAAAGGAUAUGGUUUUGUCUAGGACAAGAGGUGCACAGCUGUGGAGGAGCCUCAGUGAAAGCUGGGAGGUUGUUAAUUCUAAACCAGAUGAAAGACCCAGGCUCAGCCACUGUAUUGCAGAAUCAUGGAUGAAUUUCAGCAUAUUUCUUCAGGAAAUGUCUCUUUUUAAACAACAAAGUCCUGGCAAGUUUUGUCUCCUGGUCUGCAGUAUAUGCACAUUUUUUACGAUCUUGGGAAGUUACAUUCCUGGGGUUAUACUCAGCUACCUACUGUUGUUGUGCGCGUUCUUGUGUCCGUUAUUUAAGUGUAAUGAUAUUGGACAAAAAAUAUACAGCAAAAUCAAGUCAACUUUGCUAAAGUUAGAUUUUGGAAUUGGAGAAUAUAUUAAUCAGAAGAAACGUGAGCGAUUUGAAGCAGAUAAAGAAAAAAGUCACAAAGAUGACAGCGAAUUAGACUUUUCAGCUCUCUGUCCUAAGAUUAGCCUCACGGUUGCUGCCAAAGAGUUAUCCGUGUCUGACACAGACGUCUCCGAGGUGUCCUGGACCGACAACGGGACCUUCAACCUGUCAGAAGGCUGCACUCCACAGACAGAUACUUCGGAGGAUCUGGACCGACCUAGUGAGGAGGUGUUCUCCCGAGAUCUGUCAGAUUUUCCAUCUCUGGAAAAUGGUACGGGAACCAAUGAUGAAGACGAAUUAAGCCUUGGUUUGCCCAUUGAGCUCAAGAGGAAAAAGGAACAGCUGGCCGGUGGUCACACACAAGGCAAAGAGAGGCGGUCAGCGGCUGGUCUCGCCCUCCCUCUGAACCAGGACCAGACCUUCCAGCUGAUGAGCAACCUGGCCGGGGACGUCAUCACAGCUGCCGUGACCGCUGCCAUCAGAGGCCAGCUGGAAGGUGCCGCCCAGCAGGCACUGUGUCAGGCUGCAGCCAGCACGGGGGAGGACACGGACACCGAGGACGGUGAUGACUUUGAGUUGCUGGACCAGUCAGAGCUGGAUCAAAUUGAGAGUGAAUUGGGACUCACACAAGACCAGGAGGCAGAAACACAGCAAAACAAGAAGUCUUCCGGCUUCCUUUCCAAUCUGCUUGGAGGCCAUUAACCUGGGGAUCAGCCUGCGCCAGAGCACAGCUAUACCACCAAACAAAAAAGGUCAAACAUGCAAAAAAAAAAAAAUUGAACUGUAAGCUUUAUGAUUAGAUUUUUUUGUUUUAUUUUCCCUUCUGCAGUGACAUUAUUGGAUAUAUAUCUGCUGACACUGAUAGAUUGAUAUUUCUGAUAGUUAUUUUUAUGUAAUAAGCAUGGAAAUGAACUUUAUAUAUGUAUCUUACUGUGUUGUCAGAGAUGAAUAUUAGGGACUGUUUUUAAAUAAAAAGGAAAAAUCCCCAAACUACCAAAUUAUUAAGAACCCCCAUAAGUUUUUAUUUUUUCUCAAAUUUUUCAAGCAUGCAAGGACAGUUUAUUGUAAAUUAUUGAGAAAUAUUAAUAAUUGAUUUUGAGUAUGUACAGUAUCAGCACCCUUAUUCCCAAUUCUUUUGGGGGGUGGGGACAAACAAUAGAAUUUUGAUGUAAACAGACAGAAAUUACCCUGCUGUCUUUCACUGGGCGCUUGGGAAAUACCACCAAAAUCCAUUUCUUAAGAAAGCUGUUACCAACAUGUUUCAGUACUCUGCACAGGCUGAAAUAUUUCCAUGUUAUUUCUGCCCUUGAAGAAUCCAGCUUCCUGGGGAAGUGGCACGCUCCACUCAGCUGCCACCUGCUGCAGUGGGCGCCACAUAAACAGAUCCCGCUGUCCCGCUGUUCAUUUGCCCCAUUUGUAACAGGGAUAAUCGCAGUGCGAGUGUGCUCUGUCCGUUAAACCCUCUUACCUGGAGAGUU